AGAGGGCACAUGCCAAACAGUUGAAAACUUGAACGUGUGAACAUGACAACAUGUGUACUAUGAAUUGUCUACGACGAAAUUAAUGAUGAGGGUUGUAGAAGAAAACGGUCUAAAAUUCCGGGUCAGUGAAGAUCACCAAACUCCAGAAAAGUCAGAUGUUUUUUUCAAUCCAAAAAUAAGAAUAAAUAGAGAACUGGUACUUUGUGGUUUGUCUGUGUACCUUGAUGAACAUAAAGAGUAUGCCCCAAAACCUGCUCGAUGUUUAGAUGCUUUUGCCGCCUCAGGUGCUCUUGGUUUGCAAUGGCAAAAACAUCUAAACCACCAGAAGCAUAUAACAUUGAAUGACAACAAACCUGCUGCUGUAGAAAACAUGCAUUUCAACUGCCAGGAGAAUGGCAUCCAUGUUUAUACAUCUGACAAAUUCUCUAGAAAACCAAGCAAGGAUGAUGAAAAUCUUUCGGAAACACCUAAGGAACCAAGGAGGGAAGAUGAAAAUCUUACGAGAGGAAGUGAUGGAGUUGAGAUUGUUUGUCAGGAUUCAAACAUCCUCCUUUUGCAAAGAGCAUUUGAUUUUAUUCACUUGGAUCCAUUCGGCACAGCUGUACAUUAUCUGGAAUCUGCUUUCCGCAAUACACCCAACAAGGGUGUUGUGUCUAUUACAUCAACUGAUCUGGCUUCUGUAUACGGGAGGUGUCCAAGAAUGACCAAGCGUCACUAUUCGGCCAACGUGAUCAGAAGCGAGUAUUACCGUGAGUUGGCUGCGAGGCUUAUAUUGGGAGCUGUAGCCAAAGCUGCAGCAAGAUGCAAUAAAGGAAUAGAAGUGUUAGUAUCUGUGGCAUAUGAACAUUUCAUUUUGGUUAUGGUGCGUGUGGUACGUGGACCUCAGCAUGCUGAUUUGAGUGUUGAAAAGGUCCAGCAGGUCAUCCAUUGCUUAAUUUGUGGAGACCGCUGCUUUCUUCAGGGAAACCAUACUGUAGAAAGUGACUAUUACGGAAAGUUAAAAUGCAAUUGCAAGCAAACUUCACCUGGUAAAACUGCUGUGUUCCUUGGACCUGUCUGGUCUGGAAGUAUUUUCAAAGCUGGCUUCAUAAAGAAAAUGCUGCACUGUGCUGAACGAUUAAAGCUAAGCCCUAAAAUAAUAGAGCUUUUAAAAACAUUACAUAGUGAAGCUGUAUGCAGUGAUAUUGUAGACUAUGAGAUGCACAAACACAAUUCAUUAUCUGAGACACAUAUUCAAAAAGUUUCUUCUACUUUAAAAUCUGCACCUGCUGAUGUCUCAGUAAAUCCAUCCACAGCGAAUGAAUUUGGAAAAUCUCGGCAAUGCACACAUCAAGAUGAUUCAAAUUGUAGCAAAGUGUUGACCUCUAAGAGAACCUGCGUGGACGUAAGUGCCCCAGCAAAGAGGGUUUGUAAAGACGACAGUCAUGAAACGCAAGUUCCUUUCCCCAGCUUCUACUUUAACGUCCAUUUACACACAGCCAAAGGGAAAGAUGCACUAAAAAUGAAGAAAGUUAUCCAGCUUCUAAAACAGAAUGGCUUCCAAGCAAGUAGGACGCACUUUGACCCUGUUGCUGUGAGAACAAAUGCUAGUUUACAGGAAUUUCUUAAGAUUCUCACAAGUAAUAGCUUACCCACGAGUACUAUUGACAAUGUGUAACGAUGCACUACUGGUUGAGUGCCACCCGAUGUGGAAGAUGUACGUCAAUAAUUUAUUUUUAGUACAGAAAGACCACAAUUAACUUGGACUAUUAUUAGCGGAAACAUUCUGAGCUGUUCAUUCAUUUACCAAUGUGACAUUUAAUGUGAUAUUUGAAGAAUUCAGUACCCCCAUAGAGCGCUAACACCAACGCAUUUGAUGUUUGAAGUACGCAGAGCUGUGUGUAUGUACUCAAGAAGAUGGUUGCCGUAGAUUUAGCCAAUCAUAAUAUGUCUAAGCAUCGUGUUCAAUGGCACGCUCAAUUUAACCUUAAAAAUUUUGAGUACAAAAAAUAAACUUGAGCGUUGUGGUGUUGCGUUGUAGCAAACAUGAUUGCGAUUUUCAUUCCUCAGUACAUUAUUUUUAAAUCAAGACAUUCCACUUGGCUUCUUUUUGGCUAGGAUAGUUUAAUAAUUUAUUAAUGUUGUUAUAAUAAUAAUUAAUGAAAUAAUAAUUAGGCAGAAAGCUUAUUUAUCGUUAUAAUAUGUAUAGUAAGCCUGAAGGUAGCGCUUUCCUACAGCGGCCAUCUUUUUGAGUACACAUACUCAACCCUGUAUUGCUUCAUCGCCUAGAUGAUUUAUAAGUUUCUAUUAACUCAAUUUAUACCGUAAUGAAUAAUCACAAAAUUCACAAUCAUCUAUACAGUAAUAUAAUAUGCUGUUCAUUAUAUGCAUAUGUUUGCCUGGUUAGAGACAAACGUUAUUAUUAAUUUAAAAAUGAAUUCCCAGAAAUGUUUGGAAUAUCUAGAGUAAACAGUAGAAAUAUAUAGAAUUUGCAUGUACAAUGCUGUUAAAUUGUCUAUUUCCCUUGGAAACAUGUUUAGCCAAUUUUCUUUGAUUAUGUUUAUGAACAUUAUACAGAUCUCAACCACUGUAAGUCAACACAAGGCAAGAAACUGCCUUCUGUGUAACAUUAAAUCUAAGUGUAUGAAUGCUUCAUUGCUGUUCUGUUGAUCUCUUAACAAUCAUGAGGUGAUGUACCGUAUAUAAAAAGCUUAUACUUACAAGAGAUAAACAUGUGUUUUUCUGAAAUAUAUUGAUUAAAUGUUUUUCAAUUAUUGUCAGUGAUUGAUAAUAUGAAGCCAGAAGCUACUAAUAAUUGUUUAUAUAACUGUUUGUUUUGCACAUGCGUGGGACUAAGGAAGUAAGCCAAAUAUAUCCCCAAAGGGUCUCAAUCUUACGGGACACAAGUUGCCACUAGCUUGUGUAGGUGUACAGUAGCUUGGUGGAUAAAGAUGUUUUCCUUUUUGAAUUCCAGGGUCCUGGGUUCAAUGUGACAGCACAUGAUUUUUUCUUGCGACCAAAAAAACAUCUCCAAUUUCUAAGCCUCCCAAUUAGACUACCCUUAUGCACAUCCCGACUAACAGUCUUUGCCUAGGAAAAUCCUGUGUUGUUACGGCCUGAAGCCAAACAUCUGUAAAAUAUAAACAUUAAAACAUGAGCAUAUAGUGGUGUAAAGAUGUGUAUGAAGGUGUUUGCAAGCACGUUUUUAAAUUUUACGUUUGCUUGUGUCGGAAAUUGCCCAGGACAGAUGAGUCCAACCGUAAUCAAAAUGGACAUGGACUCAAAAUGUAUAUGAUGAUGAUGUGACCCUUCCAUCCAUUUUCAUUCCCGCAAAUGUUAUAGGAAUAGCUGGAAAGGUCACCUUUUAUAAAUAUGGUAAUUAUUUUAUAGCACACACAAUUUUAAAAACAGAAUAAUGCUGUACUUGUGUAACUCUAAGAAUCCUGCAUACUAGCCAUGUGUUCAUAAAGUUUGAAAUGUAUCUUUGCUUCACUGUAAAUUACUCAGGUAUUUUAUCUAAGUUUGAGAAAGAGCAUUAAGAAAAGAGGAAAUGAUUGACACAAACUAAAUCAUUCCGUGAAAGUUUUGAUGCUGAAUGACAAACCCUAGUGGUACAUUACCAUGAAUAAUUUGUCUGUAAUUUGACCUUUAAAGGUCGUUUUAAAACACCUCAACUAUAUUGCGUCAUAAUUAAAAUUUAAUAACAUAAUAUUUGAUAAUUCAUAUUAUUUUAUGACAUUUGUGGGAUGGCGUCAGACGCAGUUAAAAUGCGCCAAGCUGUACACCUUAUUUACGUGUGUCCUUGAUUUACGCGUGUCUCAUAAUCAUCUAGCUAGAUUCGCCACCUGCAAUUCAGCCCAUUUAUUGACAUCAACCAGCUUACUGACAAAUUCCAUCACAUGACAUUCUAAAUCCCAGUUGAUCUUUUCUUAUUUGAUGAUAUGAAAUGUUCGGGCAGCUAGUGGAAUGGUUGAUCCGUUCGGCUGUUAUUAAACACUGGCAAACUGAUCCAUAUUGUUUAGCAGUCACAGAACAAACAU
Anneissia japonica is the source of this 4019-nucleotide messenger RNA. RefSeq names its product TRMT1-like protein. Gene Ontology annotation, cellular component: nucleus. Lineage: Eukaryota; Metazoa; Echinodermata; Crinoidea; Comatulida; Comatulidae. The transcript is spliced from 9 exons. The coding region runs from base 83 to 1657 and encodes 524 amino acids. Gene Ontology annotation, biological process: tRNA N2-guanine methylation. The record is from RefSeq and is a predicted model, not a curated record. Gene Ontology annotation, molecular function: RNA binding.